Molecule: messenger RNA, 4709 nt
Organism: Nicotiana attenuata
Lineage: Eukaryota; Viridiplantae; Streptophyta; Magnoliopsida; Solanales; Solanaceae
Product: inactive protein kinase SELMODRAFT_444075-like
Exons: 9
Coding region: 2222-4252 (676 amino acids)
Biological process (GO): protein phosphorylation
Molecular function (GO): ATP binding; protein tyrosine kinase activity
Source: RefSeq, a predicted model, not a curated record
UCCAACCCAAACAAACAAUGUUUUUUGAAAACCCAAAUUCGAAUUCAAAGUUUCAAAGCUUUUUAAUAGUUGUCAGUGGUAGAUUUGCUGCUCUCUUGUGCAAGAUACGUGGGGAGGGGGGUGGGAUGUAGAGAAAGAAACGUGGGGGAGUGGAAGAUAUGUUAGAAUAAUUUUAGGACACUAAUUAUUAUCAUUAAUUCCCUUAAAAUGUACAUAAAUGGUAAUUGGGUAUAUAAAAUAUAAUUAUAGUAAAACUUAAAUAGGGAGAGUAAUAUAGUUUCAUAUAGUGUAUAAAAAUAUAAAAAUUCCCAUAUUUGCUAAGGCCCAAAAGCAUAACAGAUAAAAUAAUUUUAAAUAAUCUUAUUAUUAUUUUAUUUUAAAAUUAGUACAACUCGUUUUCAAAUCAUACUACAUUACUAUCUAUGCUGAAGUUGAAGAGCUCAAGCUAAUAGAAAUAUUCCACACCUACGAGCGCCUUUUUCUUUUUUUUCCGGACAAGGUCCUAAUAUGCCGAGAUUGAGCACAUUUGCCCUUCGUUAAUAUUUUAGUACAUAUGUGCCCUUACUGUCAAAUAGUUGGUCCACAUAUGCCCUUGUACUAUACGAAAUGGAGAAUAUUUGCCCUUCGUUAAUACUUUAGCUCAUAUAUGUACUUGUUAUCACAUAGUUGGUCCAUAUAUGCCAUUUUCGAAAGGGAAUCCACUCAAACUAAUUAGCUCUUUCGUUAACUAUAUUAAAGUGCAUUACGAACACCAUUUUCUUUUUAUUAGUACUUUUUAAUUUUUUCUUUACCUUUCUCUUUUCUUUCUUCUUUUUUCUUUUCUUCAACUUUUUUUUCCUUUUUCUUUCUCCCAUAUCUAGUUUUCCCAUUGUUGAUGCCUUCUCUAUUUUUGUCACCAAUUUCACUUGACAAAACUCAUAAAUUCCUGCUAAUUUUACUAUCACAAACCCCAUAGGUUCUUCUGACCGGAAGGAGAUGAAAAUUGUCGGAGAAAUUUCUACUUUCACCAAAUUAACCAAAUUAACACCACCGAAAAAUUAACCAAAUUAACACCACCAAUUUUUUUUUUUCCGGUGGUGCUAAUUUGGUUAAUUUUUGGUGAAGGUAGAAAUUUCUCCGACAAUUUUAAUUUCCUUCCGGUCAGAAGAACCUGUGGGGUUUGUGAUAGUAAAAUUAGCAACAAUUUAUGAGUUUUGACAUGUGAAAUUAGUGACAAAAAUGGAGAAGGCAUCGGCAAUGGAGAAAAUCGGAUAUGGGAGAAAGAAAAGGGAAAAAAAAUAGAAGAAAAGAAAAAAGAAGUAAGAAAAUAUAAAGGUAAAGAGAAAAACUAAUAAAAAGGAAAUAGUAUUCGUAAUGCACUUUAGUAUAGUUACCGAAAGAGCUAAUUAGUUUGGGUGGAUUACGUUUCGAAAAGGUCAUAUAUGGAUCAACUAAUUGACAACAAGGAUAUAUAUGGGCUAAAGUAUUAACGAAGGGCAAAUAUGCUCCAUUCCGUAUAGUACAAGGACAUAUAUGGACCAACUAUGAGACGGUAAGGGCAUAUAUGUGCCAAAGUAUUAACGAAUGACAAAUGUGCUCAAUUUCGUAUAGUACAUGGACAUAUUAGGACUUUUUCCGUUUUUUUUAAUCUUAAAGUUUGUACUAUUAGGAAAAAGAAAAUGAAGCUGCUGCUGUUGACACUACGACGUAAUAUUCUUGGAGUGUAGCCAUGGUUGAUUCAAUUAGUAAAGAGUAUAUAGACUUUUUCAUCUGCUGCUGUCUAAUUUGUGGGGUCGCUGGAAUACGAGUGUUAAUUCAACGUUCGUUUACCUUUCACUGUCUUUGUCUUCCAUUCCUUUGAUGCGCUUUUUAUCAAUUCUUUGUUCGGCACCUCUCUCUUGUUUUUUCGUAUUUGAUUAUCUCAAUAAUUGAAUUCCUGUUGAAAAAUGAUGCGAUAAAUCAAGCCUGCAAUUGCUGGCUGCUUUUGGAUUUUUCUGCUUUACCUUUUUACUUAACCCCAGAAAAUCAUGACACCUCGCUUCUGUUCUGUUUCUGGCUCAUACUUUCCUCAUUUCUUCAGUUACAGUCCAAUUCUUGAUCUUGGACUUUGGUCUGUUUUAUAAACUUAGCAAGUGGCAGUCUAAAGGAGGAAUCUUUUUGUUAUUUUGGGCAAAAAAAUAUUUGCUGAAAUGGGUUUCUGAGGAAUAAUCAAGAAUUGAACUUUUUAGAGGUUAGGAUUGAGAUGAAUCUGCGAGAGAAGAGUGGGACUAAUAGAAGCUUGGAUGUGGGAAAGAGAGUGGUGCUUGUUGCUGUCAAAGCUUCAAGAGAUAUAUCAAGAAGUGCCUUUAUCUGGGCAUUAACUCACGUGGUUCAACCUGGAGAUUCUGUUAAGCUGCUCGUGCUCAUUCCUCCUCAUAGCUCAAGUAAAAGGCUUUGGGGUUUUCCUAGAUUUAACAGUGAUUGCACGACUAGCAACUGGAGAUCAUUGUCUGGAACAACUUUAGAUCAGAAGGACUUCAUUACAGAAUCAUGCACUCAAAUGUUGCUUCAACUUCAUGAUAUUUAUGAUCCAGAUAAAAUAAAGGUGAAGGUCAAAGUCAUUUCUGGGUCGCAGUCUGGAGUAGUGGCUGUUGAAGCCAGGAGAGUUCAGACACGAUGGGUGGUGUUGGAUAAGAGGAUGAAAAAAGAGGCCAGAAUAUGUAUGGAACAACAACUGGACUGCAGUAUUGUUCAGAUGAAAAAUUCUCAACCAAAAGUGCUUAGGUUGAAUUUCAUUGGAUCGCCUAACACUGACACUGAACUCUCCCGUAGGUCACGAGCUUCUUCAAAACAUUUAGGUGAAAAGUCUGAUGAUCCCUGGAAUGAGAUUCGGGUGCCAAACGUGACUCCAGCAAGUAGUCCAGAGCAUUCAUCAUUCACCACAACUGACGCUGGGACAUCCUCAAUUUCCAGUCUAGACUUAGGGGCCUCUCCACUUUUCUUCACUGAGAUCAAUUGGGAUAUGAAGAAGAGCUUUUCGCAUAAAUGCAAUCAUUAUUCAGAUGAAUCUGAUUCUGACACAGAUAGUGAAAAGCUAAGUUCUCCUACAACAAGCAUAUGUUCCCACCAAUGGAUGCAAGACAUUCUCAUUGCAGCAAAGGAGUAUUCAAGUUUCUUAAAGAAAGACUCACCGAGAUCCAAAGGCACAUUGCUAAAGUUGAAGCACGAUGUUACCCCGGAGAAAUCAUUUGGACGUGAUCAGGACCCUGGAGUUCGUCUAAAGAAAGAAAGACAUGAUCUGGAAGGAAACAAUAAUAUGAGAAAAAUGAUGUCAUUAACCAAAAAUUCUCCUGCUGAUCCUCCUCCACUUUGUUCAAUAUGCCAACACAAGGCGCCUGUAUUUGGAAAACCACCUAGGUGGUUCACUUAUUCUGAGCUCGAACGUGCUACUGGUGGAUUUUCACAAGCUAACUUUUUGGCUGAGGGUGGAUAUGGUUCUGUACAUCGUGGACACUUACCAGAUGGACAAGUCAUAGCAGUCAAACAACACAAAUCGGCUAGUUCGCAGGGCGACCUUGAAUUUUGCUCUGAGGUGGAGGUCCUGAGCUGUGCUCAGCAUCGAAAUGUUGUGAUGCUGAUCGGCUUCUGUGUGGAGGAUGGAAGAAGGUUGCUAGUUUAUGAAUACAUCUGCAAUGGCUCCUUAGAUUCUCACCUUUAUGGACGUAAUGGACAUCCAUUAAAUUGGCCAGCACGUCAAAAGAUUGCCGUCGGAGCUGCUCGAGGAUUGAGAUACCUGCACGAGGAGUGCAGAGUAGGUUGUAUUGUUCAUCGUGACUUGCGGCCAAAUAAUAUCCUCCUAACUCAUGAUUUUGAACCAUUGGUUGGAGACUUUGGACUGGCGAGGUGGCAGCCAGAAGGGGACUUAGGUGUUGAUACAAGAGUAAUCGGAACAUUUGGAUACUUGGCACCGGAAUAUGCUCAAAGUGGUCAAAUAACUGAAAAAGCUGAUGUUUACUCGUUUGGUGUAGUACUAUUGGAACUUGUUACCGGAAGAAAAGCUAUAGACAUUAAUCGCCCCAAGGGCCAACAGUCCCUCAGCACGUCCUCUGCUGCGAAAGAGUGCCAUCUCUGUACUCAUCGACCCAUGUCUAGGGGACUGCUACUUGGAGCAGGAGAUUCAUGGCAUGCUACAUUGUGCUUCAUUAUGCAUUCGACGGGACCCUCAUUCAAGGCCGAGGAUGUCCCAGGUACUUCGGAUGUUAGAAGGCGACGUGUUAGUGAACUAACUUUGUAGUAAAAUGAAAAUGCUUUGGAGUUGAUCGUCAAAAGAAGUCAAGUUUGACAUAAGAUAAUCGAGCCAAAGCUGGCAAGGGCCGUUUCAGAAUAAUGCUCCAACUGUUCUGGGGGCUGCAAAAAGAUUCCACGGGCAGAAAGGUUCUCCUAUGUACGACACAAGGGAAGCUUACAUGAUCGGCAAAAACAAGGAUGUCAUGGCCAUUUCUAGUCCUCCCACAAACAUCAACCACAUCUUGUUCCUCUUUUUGUCCACUUUAUGAUCCACAUGCAUUGUAGAUGCUGUAUAGCAGUGAUAAGUAUGAAUGUGUAAAAAUUAUUUGAUUUGUUAUUCAUAGUAGAAUUAGGACGAAACAUUGCGGUGUGGGAAUGACAGUGAAACUGUAGCUUGUCUCUGUAAUUGUUUUUGGCUUUGAAAUGCAUUGAAUACACAAUUUUGUGGAACUUUAUUCUGUUUA